CGAAAGGGGGUGGGGAAGAGGCGAGGGUACGCAUCAAUUUGUAGUCUUCAGUUGGCACCCCUGUUUUUUCUUUCCUGCAACGAAUAGGAAGAGAUUUUCUUCUGCAUUAUUGUUAUGAUCGGAGCCCGUUGCAAUAUGAGCCUGCACGAGCUUCUGUUGACAGACGCCUUGACUGUGAGGUGUGCGUGUCAGCGUGCAACAUAAAACGACAAAACAGAGGGAGAGAAAGGAAAGGGAGAGUGAGAGCACGCAUCGCUGGAUAUUAUAGGUUUUGGUAGCUCUCAUGGUGUAACACAUAGCCCAGUCAGUAAGCAACAGAAACCAGUUCAUUGCCUGCAAUGGCUUGUGUCGUAAAAUGGACGUUUUAAAGAAGAAAAAAUGAAAACACGGACACACAAAGAAUCGAUGCCCAUGCGCAGUGGGCGACGGCGGGGGACAAGUGAGGAGAGACGGGGAAGGCGCCCGCACCCCAGUCCCACUCGCCCUGAACGCAACGAUAGACAGACGCAAAGAGGUGCUGGUGAGGAAUUGGCUGGAAAUCGCUUCAGUCGCAGAUCACAAGGGCAUGAUUCAUCAGAGAGUGAGGGGGAGGAACUUGUGUCUCCUCCAAAGAGGCAGAAAGUUCAGGAUCCGGCCUCUACCCCUAACCCUCCUACAUCAACACACUCGACUGACAGCUCAGCCCCUUCCAAUGUCCCACCUCCAACUUCAGUUACCAGCCAAUCCCGGGAGAGUGACAAUGAAGACGGCCAAUCCCAGGGCAGUAGGAGUUCAGUUGUAGGGAGCCUGGCCAAUAGCAGCAGUAGUCUGAGCAGUGGGAGGGAUAUAGACCAGGACAAUCGUUCCUCAUCCCCGAGUCUAUCCGCUUCCCCUCUGGGUAGCCUGGACUCUGAUUCCGAUGGCCCUGACUCACCAAAGCACGGAGAGAGGGAACGAGAAAAAGGCAAGGAGGGAGGAGUGGGCAAGGUGGCAGGAGAGGAUAGGAGAGUGCUAAGAGAGGGGAGAGGAGGGGAAGAGUCCUGUGGAGAUGGAGAAAAGCGGGAGGUGGAUGCACGUAAUGAAGACUGUCCAUCUCUUAAGCCCCCGUCCACUCCUUGCUCUUCCUCGGGUCUGACUCCCUCUCUGCGCGGAGCUGGGGAUUCAUCAAAUGACAGCAAUAGUGGGAGAAAGUCCUAUUUUUCCCUGGACUCCAAACUGAUGUGUAAAGUUGAAUAUGGCGGACCGACGGGCGUUGACAGAAUUAAUUCCAAAGCCAGUUCGCAGUGUGUGUCCAAGCCAGCUAUCUCAGGAGGAGAUUUUUCUCAUAGCAACCCCAAUAUUCCCCACCCUUUGCCCCCUCCUCUACCUCCUCCACCUGCCCUGAAGCCCCUGGAGCUUGGGGGACAAAACCUGCCUGCUGAAGUAAAGACAGAACGAGACAAAAUAGAAAAGACAGACAAACUGGAGAAGUCCAAUCCUCCAUCUCUGUUGCCUCAAACCAGCCCCCUUCCACUGUCCCAGUCCCAGCCUCAAACCCAAUCCCCCGCCCACCCUCACCAUUACAGCUCUACUAGCUGGCAGAGUGGCACACCAACGGGUUGCCAGGUGAACUGGGGUUACACUCGUUACCCCGGCAACCACCACCCGCACCAACCCCAGCACCAGCCACCUGUGCAGCAGCAGCAGCUUCCCUCUGUGUACAACCCUCCGUCCUCUCGCCACUCCUCCUCCCACCCCUCUUACCUUCCCCAUUCCCACCACCAUCACAGGGAGUACCUUCCCAGGUAUGCUGGGGGGGGAGGGGACAGAGAGAGGGGAGCCGAAGGGGAGAGGGAGAGGGGAGUGAGGGGGGAAAGUGGGGGGAGGGAGAUCAACAGGGAGUUCUCUGCUCCUAUUGGCAACGGCAGCAACAAUAGCGGUGGGGGUAAUAGUAAUAAUGCUUGUGGCGGGAUCGGUGGGUCUAACAGCAUCCAAGGCAGAGAGUUUGGGGGUCACUCAGUUGGUCGGAACCGGGACUUCCAAGGUUCUGGCAGAGAUGGACCUAAUUUGGGCCCUGAAAAAAGAGACUUUGGUCCAACAUACAGAGAAAGAGAGCGAGGGGGGGAAAGGGAACGGGAAAGAGAGCGAGAUACAGGGAGGGACUUCCCUCUGCCAAACCAAAACCAGAGUAGAGACUUUGGCCCCAAUGGAACUGGAGGAGGGGGGCAAAGAGACAAAGAUGGAGGCAAGUGGGGUGAGUUUGGGGGGCAGACUAGAGAGGUGGUUAGCACCAGUAACCAAAACAACAACUCCAUUACUCCAAGUUCAACCAGCGGGCUACCUGUCACCCCAAUGCUGAAUCGAGACCCCCCGGCAUCACCCCAAAACAACCCCAGUCACACAUCCCAUUCCUCCCAGCCUCCACAUCCACACCCACAUCCCCCAAACCCAUCCAACCGAGAGUUCCCUUCUCCUAUAGACCAAGCACAAACUCCCUCCUCUGGAGCAGACCACUUUCACAGAGAGUUUCCUCCCACUGGAGGAAAAGACUUUCCUGCUAGUGCACCAUCUUCCACUGCCACAAAUCGAGAGUACCUAAGCCCCCCUGGGGUGACUCCUAAUCUAGGACGAGAGUAUUCAGGACCUGGAGGAACCCAUCACCCCCACCAAACUCACCCCCACUACCAGUCUGGGUCUAGAGACAGAGAAAGAGACCCCAACAUGCGAGAAUCUGCUCUGUACCAAAACCGUGGAGGCCCAAAUCAACCUCCUACACUAUCUCCUUCCUCUUCCUCCAGCCAUCAUGGACACCCUCUGAAUGCCCCUUAUCCCCCUCCACCACCUCUACCCCAAAGUCAAACCUCCCACACCCAGCCACCUCCAUCAAAUAUGGCCUCCAAUGUACGCCCCCCACACUACCAGUCCUCCUCCCAGACCCCUCCAACACCCUUAUCUCCAUUACCCAGCCAAUCCACCAAUCAGAUGGGAAGCUUCUCAUCUUUUCCCCCUGGCUCGUCCUCUGGACCCAGCGUGCCGCUUCCGGGUUCAGGUGUGUCAUCCAGCUGUUCACCUGGAUGUCGGCCCUCCCCUUUCCAUGGCACUUUGAACAGCCAACCUCCAUUCAGUGGAACGUACCACUCCAAUGGGAACAGUGGCAGUAACAUAGCCAACAGCAAUAGCAACAGUAGCGCACCGAACAACAGCAAUACCAACUCGCAAUCUCUCUCGCCUCAAAAUGUUUCCAAAGGACCCCCGCCUCUUAGUAACUCUGCAAACAACAGCAUUUCCAUCCCAGCCUCAAGCUCUUUGCUCCCUGGUGGAGAUGGACACGCAGAUUCCGCUCCACCUCCCACACCUGUGAUCAAAGAGGAGCCAAUAGAAGACAGGGAAGAGAGUGAAAGUCCACCCGUGCUGAGAAGCCCAUCUCCUGAACCCAAACCUGUAGACAUUCCCAUCCAUGCCAGCCAAUCAGCAAGAUUUCACAAGGUCCUUGAUCGUGGCAGCGGGAAUUCCUGUGCACGAAGUGAUGUGCUUUUUGUCCCGUUGGACGGCUCCAAACUGUGGAAGAAAAGGAACGAGGUUAUUGAAAGGGCACGUAGGGAGGUGGAGCAGCGAGCCAGAGACCUGAGAGAAAAAGAGAGAGAACGAGAAAGGGAGCGUGAGCGUGAGAGGGAACUGGAUCGACAUCUACAGCAGCAGAAGGACAUUAAUGCCGCCGGAGGAGGUCGCCAGGGCUCCACUCUCUUCUUCCCCUCCUCAACUUCUAUCAUCCUCGAUCCUUCAUCUUCUUCCUCCUCUGCCGCGGGGAACUCCGUCUCUCAACCUCCCCCUCACCACCAGCAUCAUCACUCACACCCGCAUGCUCACCUUACUCAAGCACACCAUCUCCACCCCAGCCUUGCCCACUCUAUCCCGCACUCCCUCUUACUGCCCUCAAUGGCUGGGGCCUCGGCGGUAGUUGGAGGCCCCCAGGGAGCCCUAGGAAUAGGUUUAGGAGGUCCAUAUCUGGGUCCUGACACUCCAGCACUUAGGACCCUGAGCGAGUAUGCCCGCCCUCAUGCGAUGUCUCCACUUGGGGCAGCAAGUCGUGCUCAGGCUCACCACGCUCAAGUUCACCAUGGCCAUCCCCAUGUGCACCCUUCAUUUUUCCUUCCUCAAUUCCAAAAUCAUGGUUUAGGCCACCCACAUCACCUGCCCACUGACGCAGCUACAGCAGCAGCCAUAUUGGGCUUUCUGUACGGCGGCAGCCUUGAAGGGGGUCAUGGUGUCGGAGGCCAUCCUGGGAUGGCAGGAGGCCCAAUACCUGGAGGGAUUGGGGGCGGAGGGUUAGGAGGAGUUGGAUUUCCUCAUGCGAUGGCUGCUCAUCGAGAACGUAUAAAGCAAGGGUUUGAAUUUAAGAGCGAUGAGCGGAUUUACCCACCAGGAUCCAUACAUGAUCCUGCAGCUCUUGCCCUUGUUCACUCUCAUUCUCAUGCUCAUGCUCAUGCUCAUGCCCAUGCCCAUGCCAAUGCCCAUGCCCAUGCGCAUGCGCACUCUCUGCUCCUUGGAGGAGGUGCAGCAGGAGCAAAUGAGGUGGCACUUUAUGGCACUCCUCCUCCGCCAGCACCGCCUGGCCCCCCACACCUCCAAAAUCCAUCUCUGGCCCCAGUAACUCGACCUCCCAACCCAACUGCCCCUCAGUCCCUGUCCAAUCCACCUCCCUCUUCUCUCCUCCCACCCUCCAUUCCCUCUCACCAAUCUUCUGCCCCGCCAGCUGCCCCCACAGCCCCACCAGGCCCUGCUGCUCCACCACCCGCUCCUCCUCCUACCCAAACUGCUCCACCAACCUCCAAUGCUGCCUCACUUCAUCACCCUGUCCCUCAUACUUCUUUUCCCAGCUCCCUAUCCUCUCAUCUGCCACCAGCCCCUGCCCAAGCCGCUCCCCCGGAGACCUACCCCACUCCAAGCCGCUCUCCCACCUCCUUUGAGCGAGAGAGGAGUGGGGAAAGAGAGCGGGAGAGAGAGAGAGACAGAGCACCUUUGCCUGCUUUUGGUGAAAGAGAGCGAGACAGAGAGAGGGAGAGAGAAAGGGGAGGAAGUGGUGGAAGUGGAGGAAGUGGAGGAAGUGGAGGGGGAAGCGGAGGAGGGGGAAGCGGAGGAGGAGGUGGAGGAGAGAAUCUGGGGCGUCUGCAGAUGUUAAACGUGACACCUCAUCAUCACCAGCAUUCACACAUCCACUCGCAUCUUCACCUGCACCAGCAAGACACAGCGACGGGCGGGGUUCACCCCCUGAUGGACCCGUUGGCGUCGGGGUCUCCUUUGGCACGCCUCCCUUACCCAGGAGCCACACUAGGCACCCCCAUCCUGGCUCACCCCCUCACUGACAGCGAGGUGCUCCGCCAACAGCUGUUCGGUGAGGAGAAGGCUCCUCGUCCAUGUGCUCCUUUCCGUGACCUGCCCCAGCCGUCCUCCCUCACUGGUCCGAUGUCAGCAGCCCAUCAGCUCCAGGCCAUGCAGCAGGCCCAGAGCGCGGAGCUGCAGAUCCAGAGACUGGCCCUGGAACAACAGUGGAUCCAUCACCAUCACCACCACUCCCUCACCCAGGACGAGUAUUACAGUCACCUGAAGAAAGAAAGUGACAAGACCGUGUGAGGGAGGGGCAAGACGAAGGGCAGCAUGGAGAAAACUGAGGGAGAAUGUGUGUAAAAUUAUACGCAAAACUUGGGGCACUGAAAAAAAAAAGAAUGAACAAAGAUUCAAGACAAAGGCUAAUGGACGGCAAUCCAGUGAAGAAAACACAACUUUAAAGGAUUUGCAAGAGAGGAAGGAGGGCGUGAAAAUGUUGCACACUGUCCCUGAUAACUGCACCACGUCGAGGAACAGACUUUAGCGCUUCCAUGCGUAAUGUUCUUCAACUCCAGUCCUGUUUUGUAUUGUGCUCUGUACAGUAUAUUAGAUGGGGGCUGAAACAGUGAAGUAUGGUAUGUGUAAAAUACUUGAUGCCAGGAAGGAAUGUGUACAUGAGUCUCUUUUAUGUCAUUGCAUGUAGUUAGGCGCUUAUUCUGAUCUGGUGGAACUUUUUGUUCUAUUCUUAGUAACUACCCCCUCUUUUGUAUCUGAGGGGUGUUCAAUAUGCAUGAGACCAGCAAUUUAGUGUUAUGUUCAUGAUCAAUAGUAUUGUUAUUAUGAUUAAUGUUGUCUGUUUGUUGAUAAUGAUAUAAUUAUAUAUACAGUACAUAUUAUUUGUAUUUUUUUACAUUUUCUUGGUAUGGCAGUUGGUUUUUAUUUUUAUUUUUUAUUUUCAAUUUACCUUGUGAAACAAGAUGCAAAUGAAGGACAAAAAAUCUGGAAAUAAAUUAUAAUCUUUU
This is a messenger RNA of Labrus bergylta (ballan wrasse), 6305 nucleotides long. RefSeq names its product atrophin 1 (gene atn1). Gene Ontology annotation, cellular component: nucleus. The record is from RefSeq and is a predicted model, not a curated record. Gene Ontology annotation, molecular function: transcription corepressor activity. NCBI's taxonomy places the organism in Eukaryota, Metazoa, Chordata, Actinopteri, Labriformes, Labridae.